AUGCCGUCCAAGAUCAGAGUCGGCUGGCAUCGCGAGCACUUCCUGUCCCCUCUCCUCCAGCUUGUGGAGAAGGACAACGGAGAGACCAUCGAGCUUGUAGAAUGCCCAGGUGGUACAGGAGAGAUGCAGGUCAAGCUCAAGGAGGGUGAGAUCGACUUGUGCAUUGCUUUGACCGAUGCUCUUAUCGCCGGUCUGGCGAACGGUCAAACUUCGUACAAGCUUGUCGGGCGAUAUAUCGCCAGUCCUCUUCGAUGGGCCAUCAUCACAGGCAAAGACAGCAAGUACAACUCUAUCGAUCAGCUCAAGGGUACUGCUUUUGGUAUCUCGAGGCUUGGAAGUGGUUCUCAAGUGAUGGCUUCCGUAUUAUCUCUCCAAGAAGGUUGGACCGAGGAGGAUCAACCCAAGUUUAAAGUCAAUGGCCAGUUCAAGCCUCUCCGCGACUCUGUUAAUUCAGAAGAAACCUCUGUUUUCCUUUGGGAGUGGUUCACGACGAAACCCUACGUGGACUCUGGAGAAGUUCGCUUCAUCGGUUCUGUCUACACACCUUGGCCUUGCUGGCACAUUGCUGCCUCUCCUGCCGCCGACUCGGCAGCCAUCAAGACCUUCCUCACCUCGCUGCAACCCUACGUUCAACAUUUCAACUCGCCCGCCGCCCGCGAAAGCGGAGACGUCGACUUUGUGCACAACUUUUUCGGACAGAAGAAGGAGGAUGUCGUAGAGUGGCUGAAGAGUGUGAGAUGGGAGGAUCAGCUGUUGGAGGUGAAGGAAGAUGUCGUCAGAGAGACGUUGAGGGUGCUGGGCAAAGCAGGCGUCGUAAAGCCUGAAGCCGAGAAACUGGAUAUUGAAACGUUCGUCAACACUGAUGUGGCAACAAUCAUCUAG
This is a messenger RNA of Cryptococcus amylolentus CBS 6039, 882 nucleotides long. RefSeq lists its product as hypothetical. The record is from RefSeq and is a predicted model, not a curated record. The transcript has 7 exons. Lineage: Eukaryota; Fungi; Basidiomycota; Tremellomycetes; Tremellales; Cryptococcaceae. The coding region runs from base 1 to 882 and encodes 293 amino acids.